AUUAUUAAGAUCCAAAUUUGAAUACUACUAAAUUAAUCGAGGCGCGAUAAAAACAAAAACAAAUCCCAAAUACCAACACUUGUAUUUGCCCACUUCCGUCCUCACCAAUUAUCUAGCCGUGCCCAGAAAAUAUCGUUUAACCAGCAAGGUUGCAUGAUUAUUAUAGUUGAGAAAGUGCAAGUACAAUGAGUGUGGAAGUGGAGAGGAAAUUUGUCUGUGACGCUGACAUUCAGAAACAAUUGGAAGAGAUAGGAGCGGUGUGUAUUGGUCAGAAACAAUUCCAAGACAAGUAUUUUGACACCCCAGACUUCCUUCUCACCUUGAGAGAUGUGUGGUUGCGUUGUCGCCAGGGAUGUUGGGAACUCAAAUGCACUACAGUUACAAAGGCAGAAGACAGAGUGGGGGAGCCUCAGAAGGCAGAAUUGUGUUCACGCUAUCAGGAGAUAACCAAUCUGUCUCAAAUUCAGUUGAAAGUGAGAGAGUUCAUGAAAGAAGGUAAUGGGGAGCAAAAAACUGCCAACCAGACGCACCCAGUGGUCCAUCAAGACACACCCAAAACUGAAGGUGCAGAGAAUUGCCCCACAGGGAAUGAGUCCUGGCUGAUGGAGCUGAAUCUGGUUUGCUUUGCAGAGUUCACAACACAGAGGUGUUCAUUCACUUUUGGGGGGGAAGGAGAUGAAAGUGGAGUGCGUGUAGACCUUGACCAGGCCGACUUUGGCUAUUGUGUAGGGGAGAUAGAGGUUCUCGUGCCAAAGGGAGAAGACAUUCAGUCUGCACUGAGGAAGAUUGAAAAGACUGCCCAAAGACUGGGGUUGUCUGGCGAUCAGAGGGUUCAAGGAAAAAUGGAUGUGUACCUGCAAAGAUACAGCCCAGAACACUAUGCAAAAUUACUAAGUGCAUCUAUAUUGUAAGAAAUAGUAGUUGGAACGUAGCUGACUAAUGUCAUUGAAAAUUCUGCAUGUCCUUAACUUUAUCUAAUUCAAGUGGUUAACACAAAAAUUAUGGUCUAUCUUUGUUGUUACAAUAAACAAUGAAAAUAUA
Messenger RNA from Oncorhynchus tshawytscha (Chinook salmon), 1041 nucleotides. It is a transcript of the gene thtpa, whose product is annotated as thiamine triphosphatase. Gene Ontology annotation, biological process: dephosphorylation; thiamine metabolic process; thiamine diphosphate metabolic process. The coding region runs from base 186 to 911 and encodes 241 amino acids. Gene Ontology annotation, molecular function: magnesium ion binding; thiamine triphosphate phosphatase activity. The transcript is spliced from 4 exons. NCBI's taxonomy places the organism in Eukaryota, Metazoa, Chordata, Actinopteri, Salmoniformes, Salmonidae. The record is from RefSeq and is a predicted model, not a curated record.